Thlaspi arvense is the source of this 1326-nucleotide messenger RNA. Lineage: Eukaryota; Viridiplantae; Streptophyta; Magnoliopsida; Brassicales; Brassicaceae. The record is from the annotation of a GenBank genome assembly.
AUGUCGUGCUUAGCUUGUUGCUGUGCGUCGGCGACUUGUGGGUUGUGCUCCUCGGUGGCUUCCGGUAUCUCUAGAAAAUCGGCGAGGAUCGCUUAUUGUGGUCUCUUCGGUGCCUCCCUUGUCGUCUCUUGGAUUCUUCGCGAGACCGGUGCUCCGCUCCUCGAGAAGUUCCCUUGUACGUUCUCUGAUCCGUCUUCCUCUAUCUAUGUUCAAUCUCAGAUGUUUCAGUGGGUUUGUAGAUAUCAGGUUCCUGUUAGCCAGAGAUUUGAUGAUUGGAAUUUGGGGAUAAACACUUCCGAUGCAUUUACCAAAGAAUGGUAUCAGCAGCAAGCUGUUCUUCGUGUGAGCUUUGGGAAUUUCCUCUUCUUUGCGAUAUAUGCUUUGAUCAUGAUUGGUGUCAAGGACCAGAACGACAGGCGUGACUCGUGGCACCAUGGUGGAUGGCCUGUGAAGAUGAUUGUCUGGUUUUUGCUUGUUGUCCUCAUGUUCUUCGUUCCAAAUGUUAUCGUCUCAAUCUAUGGAACUUUAUCAAAGUUUGGUGCUGGAGCAUUUCUGUUGGUUCAAGUGGUCUUGUUGUUAGAUGCUACACAUAACUGGAAUGAUUCUUGGGUCGAGAAGGAUGAAAGGAAGUGGUACGUCGCUCUGCUUGUCAUAUCUGUUGCCUGUUACCUUGCCACAUACGCCUUCUCAGGAAUCCUGUUCAUGUGGUUCAACCCAUCUGGCCAUGAUUGUGGACUGAAUGUUUUCUUCAUAGUCAUGACGAUGAUCCUUGCCUUUGUUUUUGCCAUUGUUGCUUUACAUCCUGCGGUGAAUGGCAGCCUUUUACCAGCAUCGGUUAUAUCUGUGUACUGUGCUUAUGUCUGUUACACGGGUCUCUCUAGCGAGCCACAUGACUACGUGUGCAACGGACUAAACAGAUCCAAGGCGGUGACGGCUAGUACUCUAAUACUCGGAAUGCUCACCACAGUUCUCUCGGUUCUCUACUCCGCCCUCCGAGCUGGCUCUUCCACCACAUUCCUCUCACCACCGUCUUCUCCAAGAUCAGCAUUGUUAGAAGACCCAGAGGAUGGGAAGAAGAAGAAUGGUGAAGCCGAGGCACGGCCUGUGAGUUACUCAUACUCUUUCUUCCAUGUAAUCUUUGCACUUGCGAGCAUGUACGCGGCGAUGCUUCUCUCGGGAUGGACCGACUCAUCAGAGAGUGCGUCUCUGAUCGAUGUGGGAUGGACCUCGGUUUGGGUCAAGAUAUGCACCGGUUGGGUUACGGCCGGACUCUACAUCUGGACACUCAUCGCGCCGCUCAUCCUUCCUGAUCGCGAGUUCUACUAA